Molecule: messenger RNA, 1530 nt
Organism: Pieris macdunnoughi
Lineage: Eukaryota; Metazoa; Arthropoda; Insecta; Lepidoptera; Pieridae
Source: the annotation of a GenBank genome assembly
AUGAUUCCAAGUAUAAAGAGCGGACUUUGCUUUAUUCUAAAAAAAACAAUUGCGCAUUUAUUUGCCAGGCCUGGUUUACCUUCUGUGAAAUGGUUCGAGCCCCUAAUCGAUCGUUGGUUGGCGGUCACUAAAACUAUGGCGCUGCAAAGAGUGCGAGCAGCUGUAGAACUUGAUCGACCCGUUGACGGAGAACACAUUGUGAAACAUAGCACAUCCUCAGUGGAUACAGCGGCAUGUUUAUACCACAUGCGGCUUGUCUGGCGUUCCAUCGGUGGGGCUGAAGAAGGUACUCUAGGAGGAAGCGUGAGACUUCUAGAGGCGGCUUGUGCAACCGCUUUGCACUACGCCGAUUUAGUUCACGGUGCAUUAGCUGACCAGGGAUAUUACGAAAACCAUGGUCAGAAUAAAUCAACUGAAGAGAUUUGUACAAUUGUUAACAAUUUGGAGUACGUUCGCCGUUCUCUGUCUGAAUACGACGAUGAGCAGAUUUCUAACGACGACAAUUCCCGCCAACUGGUUCGCGGUGCUUUGGGUACCCUGGAGUGUCGGUCGAUUCGUGCCGCCGUUCCGCUUGCGGUGAGGGCUCGACCCCCUCUCCGCAAGGCUGUCUUCCACCUCGCCUGGUCGCCUGACUCACUCCCCACACAGCAGGCAAUAACACCACUAUUGGAGUAUUUGGAUCAACAUCUAUCGUCUUUGAACACGUGGUUGUUGCCCCGUGCCUUCACAAGGGCUUUAGCGGCCUGUUGGAACGCUGUGCUCAAGGAGGUGUCGAAUCAAGCAGACUCGGGAGGCGCAGAGAAACCCCGGGUCUAUCAUCACAGAUUGAAGGAAGCGUUGGAUCUUCUUGCUGAAUUCAUCCACGCUGAAGGAAAAGGUCUCCCGAUGACGGAAGUGCACAAUACCGAAUGGAAACGGCUAGAACAACGAAUGCAAUAUCACCAAGCACCAACUGAAGAGUUGCUAGAGCUUUGGCUAGAGGACCGGUUAACAGAUCAAGGGCGUACACCAUUGCCUUCGCCCUAUGGGUCCAUCUUAAUCAGAGUGUACUUCAAUCACGAUUCUCUAUGUGUGGAAAUACUGUCGGCACGUGACGUGAUUCCGCUCGAUCCGAACGGAUUAAGCGACCCUUUCGUGGUCCUCGAGUUGCUGCCCAAGAGGCUCUUCCCCAAAACACACGAACAGACCACUAAUGUACAAAAGAAAACACUGAACCCGGUGUGGGACGAGUGUUUCGAGUUUGCCGUGUCCUUGGAGGCGUGUCGGUCACCACAAGCGACCCUGGCUUUAUCCGUGUGGGACCGGGAUGUGCUGACCGCGGACGAUUUCGCCGGGGAAGCCUUUGUACCCAUCUCACGUGUGCCCGGGGUCAAUAGUCACGCACCGCCGGACCCUCUGAGGCCCAUAGAGCUACCACUUAUGCAGUUACAUGAUCGGGGACACCCGAUUUUGCAGAUUCUGGAAUCUCGAAACACGGACAAAAUGGCUAUGGAUUUCGUUAAAAAACAAAAACUGCGAUUCGCUGAAUAA